Molecule: messenger RNA, 1410 nt
Organism: Pistacia vera
Lineage: Eukaryota; Viridiplantae; Streptophyta; Magnoliopsida; Sapindales; Anacardiaceae
Product: ankyrin repeat-containing protein BDA1-like
Exons: 4
Coding region: 1-1410 (469 amino acids)
Molecular function (GO): protein binding
Source: RefSeq, a predicted model, not a curated record
AUGGAUGGAAGAUUGUUUGAGGCAGCUCGAACUGGCGACGUUAGUUUAUUGCACCAAUUACUUCUUGAAAAACCUUCGAUUCUAGCUGAUUGUCAGCUCAUCUUUCCCCACGAGAACCCGUUAAACAUUGCUACUAAGGCCGGACAACUGGCUUUUGUGCAACAAAUACUUAAACACAGACCAGAUUUCGUAAGACAAUCAAACCAAGAUGGGUUUCGGCCGCUGGACAUUGCUUCCGCAUUUGGGUACGUAGAAAUAGUGAAAGAGAUCACAACUUGUUAUCGUGAUGUUUGCCGUCUUAAGGGAAGAGAAGGAAGAACAUGUCUUCAUUAUGCUGCUAUAAAUGAAAGGGUUGAGAUUAUUGAUGAAUUACUUAACACUUCUGGUGAGUGUGUUAAAGAUGUGACAUCUCUCGGUGAAACUGCUCUUCAUCUAGCUUUGAAAUACUAUAAGGUUGAAGCCUUUACAAACUUGGUCAAAUGGCUGGAAGAGCUUGGUUUGGAAGAGCUUGUGAAUUCGGUUGAUAAAGAUGGAAACACCAUCUUGCACCUCGCGGUAUCUAGAAAACAACUUGAGAGUGUAGAGCUUCUGCUUAAAAGCAGCAAUAUCAGCAACAUACUGGAACUGAACGUCAGGAACUCGAGGGGUUUCACAGCGACGGAUUUGUUAGAUAAUUCACCCGUAGACAAUCCAAAUGAUAUUCGACUAAAGGAAAUCCUCCAAUUUGCGGGAGCCCUCAGUACAGAAACUCCUCAUAACACUAUGAUAAACAAUCCAAAGCAUUCUACAGGAGUUUCAAAAGACUGGAUUAAGUAUUUUCAAUUUCAAAUGGAAAGGGACUCACCAAGUGAUACUCGCAAUGCACUAUUAGUCGUAGCCGCAUUGAUUGCAACUGUGACAUUCCAAGCAGGGAUGAACCCACCAAGUAGCUUUACUCUGGGUGCACCCGCAGCCAAUUCCACCAGUACUACGAGCUCUGCUCCUUCUCCGGUUAGUACUCCAGAGAAGGAAUAUAAUUAUCCAGGAGUUACCUCUGGUUUACUUGCUGUUUUUGCGAGUUCAGGCUCUCUAGUCACAUCCAAUUUGUUUUAUGAAGAAGGCAGGGACUCGCCAGCAAAUGCCCGAAAUGUGAUCCUGGUGGUGGUCACUCUCAUUGCAGCAGUGACUAUUCCUGGUGGUGUUUGGCAAGAUAAAGAUGAUGGACAUGCUCCAGGAUAUGGGGUUGCUACAGCUGCAAUGUUGGUAACUUAUACUUCCGCUCUUUAUGCUGUUACGCCUGAUGAUUCUUUGAAUCUUAUGUACGUCUUGAUUGCUGCUGCUCUGCCUUUUGUGAUUCGUUGUUUAAUCCACUUGUUCAAUAAGUGUAUCAUUAGAUUCAAGUCCAAAAGUAACAUGCAUCCUGAUGAUUGA